CAUAUCUCAGAUAAUUAUCUCGUCUCACUUUGCCACCAACAACUUUCUCCUUCCUCCUCACAUCUCGCGUCGCGUGAGACGCACUCCUCACGCACGGGAGCAGCAGCGAUGGGUUCUCCUCCUCCCCAUCGCCUGCUCCUCCUCCUCGCGGUCGCCGCCGUGCUCCACCGCUCGGCGGCGGCGGCGGAGGGGGUCAUCCGGCUGCCGAGGGGGAGGGCGUGUGCGGCGCCGACGGACCCCGCGGCGUACGACCGGCCGGUGAUCGGCAUCGUGUCGCACCCGGGGGACGGCGCGGGCGGGAGGGUCAGCAACGGCACGGCCGCCUCCUACAUCGCCGCCUCCUACGUCAAGUUCGUCGAGUCCGCCGGGGCGCGCGUCGUCCCGCUCAUCUACAACGAGCCCGAGGAGCGCCUCCUCGAGAAACUGAGUUUGGUUAACGGUGUUCUGUUUACUGGUGGUUCGGUGAAGAGUGGCCCAUAUUUUGAGACCAUAAAGAAAGUGUUUCAGUAUGUCUUGGACAAGAAUGAUGCAGGGAUUCCAUUUCCACUUUUUGCACAGUGUCUUGGUUUUGAGCUUGUAAGCAUGAUUGUCAGCAAGGACAAUAAUAUCUUGGAGUCAUUCAGUGCCACAAAUCAAGCAUCUACUCUUCAAUUUCCCAAUUACUCUUCACUUGAGGGAUCAGUAUUUGAAAGAUUUGAUCCUGAUCUCAUCAAGAAACUAAGCACCAGUUGUCUUGUGAUGCAAAACCACAAAUAUGGUAUAUCACCCAAGACAUUGCGAGAGAAUGUUGCCUUAUCAAGUUUCUUCAAGAUUCUGACAACCUCACCUGAUGAAAAUGGCGAGGUCUAUGUCUCAACCGUGCAAGCAAACAAAUAUCCUAUCACAUGCACUCAGUGGCAUCCUGAGAAAGCUAUUUUUGAGUUUGGUAAACAAAUGAUUCCACACAGCGAGGAGGCAGUACAAGUGACACAAAAUUUUGCCAACUAUUUUAUCAGCCAAGCCCGCAAGUCCCAGAACAGACCUCCCGCAGACAAGGUGUUGGACAACCUGAUUUACAACUACAGCCCUACGUUUAUUGGGAAAAAAUCGAAAUCGUUCGACGUGGUCUACAUCUUCUCCUAAUGGCCAACCUGAUCAUUGAAAGUCUUCGCUAUUGUAUUCUACAUGGAGUGCUUCACUGUGUAUGAGUAUAUAUGUGUCCAUUGUCUACCAUUGUGCUGCAUUGCCGUUGCCGCUGUAAUUUAUCAGACGAAUCAAGAGCGGAUUUCGCUCCCUGCUUUGGAAGGAGGUCCCAGCUGUUUGAUCCGCGGUCACAUUAUUCGUUUCGGACCCUUGGAAAUUAAACAGCAAAUAUAGUUGUUGGCCCAACUGAGCCCGCUUUUCAUA
Messenger RNA from Oryza sativa Japonica Group (Japanese rice), 1386 nucleotides. Its product is annotated as gamma-glutamyl hydrolase 2. The record is from RefSeq and is a predicted model, not a curated record. Gene Ontology annotation, cellular component: vacuole. Gene Ontology annotation, molecular function: gamma-glutamyl-peptidase activity. NCBI's taxonomy places the organism in Eukaryota, Viridiplantae, Streptophyta, Magnoliopsida, Poales, Poaceae. Gene Ontology annotation, biological process: tetrahydrofolylpolyglutamate metabolic process.